This is a messenger RNA of Anarrhichthys ocellatus (wolf-eel), 14516 nucleotides long. RefSeq names its product striated muscle preferentially expressed protein kinase-like. NCBI's taxonomy places the organism in Eukaryota, Metazoa, Chordata, Actinopteri, Perciformes, Anarhichadidae. The record is from RefSeq and is a predicted model, not a curated record. Gene Ontology annotation, biological process: protein phosphorylation. Gene Ontology annotation, molecular function: protein kinase activity; ATP binding; protein binding.
GGGCGGUUUAACUCGUGGGACGAGGAGGAGGAGGAGGGGGGGCGGCACUGUGCAACUUGUUGGACGGGACUUGAUGCUCGCAUUCAAACAGAAGCCAAGGAAAGAACUGAUCUCGAAGGCCGCUGGGAAUAAAGAGGACACUUCCUGAAGAUUCGCCUUGUUCGGCAAGAGAAGUUGCACACAGGGAAGUGAUUACAAAAGGCUGAAAAGUCAGAGAACAACAGGGGGGAAGAAAAGAGGCGAAAAGCAGGGCCGUCACUUCCAGGAGACGAGUCAAGGGAGCUGUUAAUGCAACAUGAUCCACUGGGUCUUGCCCUAAAAAUACCUCUGGGCAGGAAGAGUGGUAGCUGUCUCUAUCUGCCUAAUUACCUGGUAAUCAACUAUUUAUUUUUCUGCUUCGGACAACAACGGAGGUCAAAGAACAGUGAUUUGAUGAUAAUUUAUCCAUGGCAGAUCGUGUUUCUAUAUACUUUAAUUCAGCCUUCCAAAUAAAAUAAACUUACUGAGUAUCUUAAAUUUAAAAAAAUUUGAUAUAACUGUAGUUUAUAUGUAAAGCCUGCUCAUAGACUCUAAUGCGCUCACUGGAUGUUGGUUUAGAUUACUGAGUGAGGUCCCAGUCUGUGCUACAGGCGCACAGUCCACACACACACAGUCACAGAAUCCAUUGCAGGAUCCACCGAAUCGGUUCAACCAUGAGAAAAGCCGAGGUGCAAAUGACCCUGAAAAAGGGGGCAGAUAAAGCAGCGGCCCCCCGUAGCCCCAUCAUCCCCCCGAAGCGGUCCAAAGUGAGUCCGGUGCAAAUUGAACCUCCGGGACCCGGUUAUGCCACCCAGUCUCCCCCGGUUUUUACGCGCAAGAUGAGGAACGCCGCCGUGGGGACCGGCUGUGACAUCCGUCUGAAGGUGACUGUGGCCGGAGACCCCCAGCCCUCCCUGUACUGGUACCACAACGACGAACUCCUCAACAUGGAGAACCAGGAGUACGGAGGGCUCUGGAUUAGGGACUGCAAGCCCAGUGACGCGGGCCUCUACACCUGCAUUGCCAACAAUCACGUGGGAGAUGCUCGGAGCAGCGCGGUGCUGGCUGUUUUGGAUCUCGGUGAAGAUUCCGAUACAGAGGAUGAAGGUGAGCAAUUUGAGACCAAAGAAGACAGCGGGGAUGUUGAGGACCAGGCUGUGCAUACAGUGAUGGACAAAUGUGCAGAAGAUGACAGUAGAACACAUGGACGUGAGGAUCACUCUAACACAACCAGGAGCCCGUCAGAGAACUUUUCAAGAGAAUCUCCGCCACAAGCCCUCCCACCCCCAUCCCCAAGGCUCGUCAAACGUCCCUCCACCUCUCCAAUGCCAAGUCGCUCCGGUUCAACGACACCUCUCAGCUUGCGUAAAAAAAUUGUUGCGCAAACUGAUUACCAAGACACAGUGCCUGGGGAGUUUGAAGAAAAGGUCAGGCAGCCCAAAUCCGUCACCCAAGGUAACACCCAGGACUCCCGACCACAGACUCCACUGAGCGAGUACUCCCGGAAAGAAUUUACCCUCAGACCAUCCCCAAAGCUUACCAGGGCAAGCUCAAAGGUUUUUGAGAAGGUUCGUGGAUUAGAAGAGCGGAGACGGAGCCUUGAUAUUCCAGAAGGUUCCAUCUCGGGAGGGUCCUGGGCAGGAUUCAAUCGUGCCGGAUCUGUAGAUUCAGAUGAUGGAGGAAGCCGGCUCGGCAUCUCUCGAGAAAGUUCAAGGGAAGACCUAAGGGAGGCUUUGAAAGAGGAUGCCGCUGAACGAAGAUCUAUGUUUAGACAGAGAGCCGCUUCACUGGAGGAGAAACCUCGCUACUCCCAAAAAGUUCAAGACAUUGAGAACAAGUUCACCGAGGAGCUCCAGCGCAUUAAGAAGCUUGUUGGUAAACCUCACAUGAAGAAGUCGUUUUCAACUGAACAGCUCACUCUAAAGAGCAAGCAGCGCCUGCCUUUAAUGAAAAUUGAACCUAUUCCUCCACAAGUCCUUCAAAAGCUCCAAGAAAGGGAACGUGCCCAGUGGGCAAAGGAACAGAGGGCAACGGAACAUAAUCAGCAACCAAUGCAGCAACAACAUCAAACAUGGCAAGAACAGCAUAUGUCCCAACCCCAAAAGACAGCAAGCAGUGGUUCAACAACCGUAACAGUCAGUAGAUUUGGAGAAGUUGCAGGCACCCCAGAGUCCAUGCAGUUAUCCGACUUACCAGGACAACGAUCAGUGAGAGAAUUAAGUAGGGUCAGUCCAGUAACGGAAAUCGUUCAGAGGUCAUCAUCACCAGCAUUAUACCAUCAACAAAGGGAAGAUUCGCCAAGCAGGAAUGUUGCUGAGAUGACAUUAAGCAAGGUUGAACGAAGGCCACCAAGUCCGCUUGUGCAAAGGGUCUCCCGAAUGCAAGAAUCCCUGCACAUCCAAGAAUCUCUUUUGCAAACGUCACAAAAGGAUGAAACUUCGGGGAGGAAGACGCCAAUAGAAGUAGCACUAAGAAAAUUUGAAAACAGACCCGAAAGUCCACUGGUACAAAAAAGGGUGGUCAUUGUGCAAGAUCUUCCUCCUCAACCACCCUCAAAACCCCCAAGGAUGUCACCAGUCACCCCAACAGAGGAGAGAAUGGAAGUGGAUCAAUUUAAACCGGCCUCAAAGAUAAGAAUCCCCGUGAUUAUUGUUGAAGAUGAAAAGAUGGACGAGGAUGUUCAUGUGAAGACAAGUGAGCCUCAGCAGAUAACUGGUAGUGCCAAAGAGGGACGACAGCUGAAGGCCAAAGGAAAGAACCGUCGCCCUCGACCCUUGUCUCCAGAGUUAGAUUCGUCAGAUGAUUCUUAUGUUUCUGCUGAAGAAGACCCAAUGGAGGCCCCUGUAUUUGAGUUUCCCCUGCAAGACACCGUAGCAUCUGCUGGUGCCGAUGUGCUACUGAAAUGCAUCAUUGCCGGCACCCCAAUUCCUGAAGUUACCUGGAUGAGAGAAAACACAGAAAUCACCGGCAAUGCAAACUACGCAGUCAAAGUGGAGGGGGAACGACAUACUCUGCUCAUCAAAUCAGCUAGAAUAAGUGAUGGUGGAAAAUACUGCGUAACUGCUGUUAAUCAGGUGGGCAGGGCGUCCAGCAGUGCCACCCUUAUAGUCAAAGCAGAGUCUGUGCAGGAGCCAAAAGGGAACCUGGGUGUGCCCAGGGACAUCGGCAGCCCUAUUACAUCUGAUGAGGAGUAUCUCAGUCCCCUGGAGGAAAGCAUGGAUUUCGGAGGGCCUGAGCUCAAGCGAACUAUUGACACACGAUUCAGGAAACCCCCUGCAUUCCUGGUAACAAUGAGUGAUCAAGCUGUCAUUGAAGGACAGGAAGUCACCAUCGCUGUCCGAAUAAGUGGACAACCCAAACCCAUGCUCUAUUGGCUGCGGGACAGAGUUACGGUAAAAGCUGGCCCACAUCACGAUGUGCGGGAGACAGAAGACGGCACUUUUGAAAUGACCGUCAAGUCAGCACUGCGGUCAGACUCUGGGGUUUACACCUGUAAGAUCAUUAAUGAGUAUGGGACAAAGCAGUGUGAAGCAAAGUUGGAGGUAAAAGCGCCACCAGUUGAGCCGGGCCUGGCUGUCAUCCGCCCGGUCAGGGACAUCACAGCCAAGGCUGGAGAGACCGUUCUGUUUGAGUGUCAUGUCAUCGGACCGAAGGACACCGAUGUGGACUGGCUGGCAGACGGGAAACUGAUCCAGCCGGCGUUGCUCAACUGUAAAAUGCACUUCGAUGGAAGAAAGUGCCGGCUGCUGCUCAACUCCGUACACGAGGACGACAGUGGGACGUACGUGUGUAAGCUCAGCACAGCUAAAGAGGAGGUGACCUCAUGCGGCAAACUCAGAGUCAUCCCAUCAAUUGAGCCUCUCUUCACUCGCAAGCUGGACGUUCUAGAAGUGAUUGAGGGGCGCAACGCUCGAUUUGACUGCAAAGUCAGUGGGACGCCGUCUCCUAAGGUCGUCUGGAGCCACUUUGAUCAUCCGCUUAUAGAAAGUGAGGACAUUCGUGUUCUUCGGGAGGGCGGCCGCCACUCUCUUUUCAUUUCUCAUGUGACCAAUGAGGAUGAGGGAUUUUACACUGUCACGGCCCGCAACAGUCACGGCGAGGCAGAGAGCUCCGCCGAGCUUUACAUACAAGAACCACGGCCAGCCAUCUCCUCGCAGAUGGCUAAACUGGAGAAGAUGCCAUCGAUCCCAGAGGAGCCAGAGGUUCCGGAGAACGAGGUGGAGCGUUUCACUAUGCCUGACUUCAUCAAACCCCUUUAUGACCUGGAUGUGAUCGAGGGCAAGGAGGCUGUGCUCAAAUGUAAAGUAGCCGGCUUGCCCUACCCCACCAUCAUCUGGUUCCACAACGGCAAACGGAUUGAGAGCACCGAGGACAGAAAGAUGACGCAGUUUCGUGACGUCCACAGCCUGGUCAUCCGCUCCGUGUGCCACGCCCAUGGUGGCGUCUACAAGAGUGUCAUCUCAAACAAAGUUGGCAAAGCCACCUGCUAUGCUCAUCUCUAUGUUACAGAUAUCCUCCCAGACCCUCCUGAUGGGUGUCCAGUGAUAGAAUCCAUCACUGGUAAAACCAUCAACUUAAGCUGGAAGAAACCAAGGAGGCUGGACCCUUCCAUUGACCCCAGCUCCCUGAUGUAUGCCAUCCAACAACAAGCCCUGGGCUCCAUCCAGUGGACCAUCAUAGCUUCUGGCCUGAAGGAGACCACCUACACCAUCACCACCCUCUCCAAAGGCGUGCGCUAUGCUUUCAGGGUCCUGACCAUCACCUCCAAAGCCUUCAGCAAGCCCUCACCUACCACCGACCCGGUGCAGCUCCUGGACCGAGGUCCCUAUCUUCAGGAGGCUCCGGUGAUUAUUGAUAAGCCAGAUAUUGUACAUGUGAUGGAAAACCAGUCAGUCACCAUCACUGUCACCCUCAAUCAUGUCAACGCUGCAGUCCUCUGGAAGAGGAGAGGAGCGGUCCUCUCCAGCAAGCCAGGCCUGUACGAGAUGACUAUGCCAGACGAUGACCAGCAAACGCUGAAGCUGCUCAAAGUGAAGAGUGCUGACAUCGGAGAAAUGGUGUUCGUGGCAUCCAACAAGCACGGCAGCGACAGCUGCACCUUCAACGUGGAGAUGGCAGCACCGCCAACGUUUGAAACUAUCAUGGAGGACUUGGACGUGUGUGCAGGGGAGACCCCUUGCUUUGCUGUGGUUGUGGAGGGCAAACCCAUUCCCGAAAUUCUCUGGUUCAAGAACGACAUCCUGCUGUCGGAGAGCAGUCAUUACACAUUCGUGUAUGAUGAUAAUGAAUGUUCCCUGGUGGUCCUAAAUGCUCGUCCAGAAGACUCCGGGGUUUACACCUGCACUGCCAGGAACUUGGCAGGAUCUGUGUCCUGUAAAGCUGAGCUCACCAUUCAUGAUGCCAAACGUAAGGAAGAUCCAAUGGAUGAUGAGGAGACUAUUCUGAGGAAGAUGCGCAGACUGACUGACAACUAUGACAUUCACAAGGAAAUUGGAAGAGGUGCAUUUUCCUAUGUGAAACGUGUGACCCAGAAGGCCGGCAAAAUGGAGUAUGCUGCUAAGUUUGUCUCCACACGGGCCAAGAAGAAGGCAUCUGCCCGCAGAGAGAUGAACCUGCUCUCCAAGCUGGACCACGAGAGAAUCCUUUUCUUUCAGGAUGCCUUUGAGAAAAAGAAUACCGUCGUCAUCAUCACCGAAAUAUGCCACGAGGAGCUGCUUGACAGAUUUACAAGGAAAUCUAUAGUUAUGGAGUGUGAUGUACGUUCAUGUAUAAGACAACUGCUUGAGGGCGUGGACUACCUUCAUCAUCAACACAUUAUACACCUCGACAUUAAGCCUGAUAACAUCCUCAUGGCGGACUCCCACGGUGAUCAGAUACGAAUCUGUGACUUCGGCAACGCAGUGCAGAUCACACCCGAUGAGGCUCAAUACUGCAAAUAUGGCACACCGGAAUUUGUUGCACCAGAAAUUGUCAAUCAGACCCCUGUGUCAAAAGCGACGGACAUCUGGUCAAUUGGAGUCAUUGCAUAUCUGGGUCUGACAGGAGUUUCUCCAUUUGCUGGAGAGAAUGACCGCAGCUCCGUACUGAACAUCAGGAACUAUAAUGUUGCCUUCGAGGAGAGCAUGUUCGCUGACCUUUGCCAAGAGGCUAAAGGGUUCAUCAUAAAGCUGCUGGUAGCAGACAGGCUGAGACCUGAUACUCAAGGAUGUCUCCGUCACCCCUGGUUCAAGACACUUAGCAAGGGGAAGGCCAUAAGCACAGAGUCCUUGAGGAAGUUUGUGUCUCGCAGAAAAUGGCAGCGUUCACUAAUCAGCUAUAAAUCGAAAAUGGUCAUGAGGUCCAUACCUGAUUUGCUUAACGAUUCCUCCAGCCAUAUCUCCAUCGCCGUUCCCGGGCACCUUAAAGAAGGUUCACCUUUGCCGUCAUCAUCUUCAGAUUCGGAUGAAGACAUUGAUGAACUGCCAUUCAUUCCAAUGCCGCUUAACAUGGAAUUUUCUGGAUCAAGGAUGUCACUUAAUGACAUCCAGACAAAUGAGCAGGAAACAGGAAAGCAGGAUGGAACAAGUAAAUGGUCUGCGUCUCCUGUUCAAGCCCAGGAGGCUAUGGAGUGUGACCCUAAAGAAAUGGAUAAAGAAGGCGUCGAAUUAACCGCUAAAGGCCGCCUGCGGAAAAGGUCGUCACAGGACAAUGACAGGGGUUCCUCAGAUGAAGAACCACCAGCGGAAUUGUCGCAAAAGUCGCAGCUGACUAGAAAACCCCUGCGAAGGGGUUCAAGCAUGGAGUCAGACAAACCAGAGGGUGGACGACGGAGAGGAGAGCUAAGACGUGGAGGCUCCGCCGACAGUGCAUUGCUGCUCCGGAUUACACCCGAGGAAGGAGCUGGAGAAGCUAAUCAAGAGGGCGGAAAGAGAGUUCUCAAGAAAGCUGUCUCUAUGGAACUACCAAGAAGGAGCACCAGCCCAGGAACUGCCAAGAUGAGUCAAGAAGACUACGCUCUCAAACUGGAGCUGAUGCGACAGCGACUGCUUCGUGGUGGCUCUGUGGACAACAAGAUGAGUGGACUGAGGGGACCUCUGUUGGAAACAUUGGGAGCGGGAGAUGAAAAACGCUUCUCUCGUACUGCUCGUUUGGGCCCACCCCCACUAAUUAGAGCUGCAUCCAGCGAUUCUGCAAUGGAGGAAGUUCCCAAACCCAAAGUUUUGCGCAAAACUGCUUCUUUCAGUCAAGGUGAUUCAGAACCUAUAGCUUUACACCGCCGGUCAGGAGCUCCCUUGGAGAUUCCCUUGGCACGGGUAGAAGAGAGAAGGCUCAAGGAGGCCAUAUCUAUGUCAGCUCUUACUGAGCAAAUCAAGCUAGACUCCCGUCCGGUGACUCCCAGGGAACCUUCGCCAAGACCACCGACACCAGAGUCUGUUGUGCAGGAAAGUCUAACCAAAGCAGAAAGCGAGGAAUCAUUGAUGGAGAAAGAGAUAAAGCCUGAUGAGACUAUGAAUGAAAAGAUGGAAGGGCUGACUACAGAUAGUAAUUUUGAUGAGAGAUCGAGCACUAGUGGUUUCUCAGAGAAGGACAUGAGCAUAUCAGAAGAACCAAUGAUUGAAUCAGAGUAUACGGGCCAGAGAAUUCCUACACCUCCUCUUGUGGUCCAAAGCUCUGAACUAGAAGAGAAAAUGGACGAAGACGAAGGAGGAAAUGAGAAAGAUGAAAAAGAACAGAUUAUGAAAGAAGAAGAGGAAAGAAUAGUCAGUGAUGCUGAAUCAAAUGCUGAAGGACAUGUUGACGUUUCUGAAAAAAGUGCAGAAAAAGAAGUAGUUAUGCCUGCUCAAUCUUCUGAUAUGAUCAUAACCACAAACUCAGUCAUGGUGAGACCAACACAAGAAUAUUCCCGCCCAUCAGCAAAUGUUGUGUCAACUUAUGUGACACCCUCGCUUCCUGCUAAAGUUGUUCUUCCAGAUGGAAGGACUUCAGCAUAUGCAAGUAUUAUGCAGACCAUCAUGGUCCCUGCAGUUCAGCCUCUCAAUGACCAAGCUUUAGGCCCCUCUACACCCGUUGUAGCUCCAGCGAACUCGACCCCCUCAGUGUUAACUGAAACAUUUGCGCCCACAUCUCCAUUUGCCAGCAUGUCCUCUGCUUUACCUGGUCCACCAAAGCCAGCUACCACGUCAACCAAUGAGCACCCUGCUGUGUACUCCAGGGUAGCAUCGCCAGAAAUGAUGACAAAGGAACCCAGUCCACCAUGGACUACCACACAUUCCUCAUCCCAACAAGAGCUCUCAGCAGGAGUUGACUUUGAGGAUAUUACCUCUGAAGAGGUCUUUGAGGCCCGCUUCAAAAAACGUGAGUCUUCCCUCUCAAGAAGUCUUAAAUUUCUGUCACGGUCAAAGAAUGAGGACAAAUCCCAAGCGGCUUCAUCAGACUCAACAGAGUCAGGUGAAGACAUAUACAGACCUGGGCCAAUUGGUGCGCCAUUGGAAUUGGCACCAAGGAAACUUGAGGAGAAGUCGAAGUCAGUCCAGGAUCUUCGUGAAGCUCAAAAGGACCAAGGCUUUAUGAGAAGGCUCUCCAUGCGCCUGAAGCGAGCUUCGUCAACUGAGCGCAAGGACGAAACGACCAAAGAAGAAGAUACCGUUGGUUCAAGACAUAGACCUUCUUGGACUCUCGGCCUUAGAUGGUCACAGGACAAGAAGGAAGUGGAAAUGGAUGGUGGAGGUAAUUCAUUGGUGGAACAAGAUGAAAAGGAGCUUAAGAAACCUAAUGAAUCACCGGUCUUAGCAAUGCGCAGGAAGAUUGAAUCAACGGUGGCUGGGAUCUCCACAAGAAUCCGCAGCUACUCAGAGGAAAGGAAAGCAUCGGAGGACAAGGAAACCAAGAGGACACCCAUUCUUUCCAUGCUUCGUCGUGCGACAUCAGAGAGCCGUGCUACGAAGGUUGCAAGUGUUCCUCAGAACCAGCUGGCAUCUCAGGCCAGUAAUGGUGCCUCAUCAGAGUCUAUAGACUCCAUGUCCAGCCUAAAGUCAGAAACAUCAAAGGUUGUGGAGGGUGAGCGCAGAUCCCGCUGGGAUCGAUGGGGCCUAACCAGAGGGAGGCGAGACAAGACGGUAUCACAGCCUGACAUACCAACAGCAAUCUCCAGAGAAAAUAGUUCCCUACGUUCACGCCAGUACUCCAGAUUGGCUUCAGAUUUCGCUCCAGUAUUCCACAUCAAGCUGAGAGAUCACGUCCUGCUGGAGGGGGAUCCAGUCACACUCAGCUGUCUGCCAGCAGGCAGCCCCCACCCACACAUCACCUGGAUGAAAGAUAAGAAGCCCCUGGAGAUUGAUGCCAGGAUGAACAUGAUCGCCUGCCCUGAUGGCCGGCAGCUACUGAUGAUCAUGCGAACCACCAAAAAGGAUGCAGGGGUCUAUGAAUGUGUUGCUAAAAGCCCCCUGGCCGCAGUGUCCAGCUCUUGCACAAUAUCUCUUGCUCGUCUGCCUAAUCGUCCUGGGACCCCUGAAAUACCUCAGAAGUACAACAACACAGCCCUGGUAGUAUGGAGGCCCUCAGAUACCAUGGCCCCCUGCACAUACUCUCUGGAGAGGAGAGCAGAGGGUGAGACCAACUGGUUGAUCGUGGCUACAGGCGCGGCAGACUGUUAUUACAAUGUGGCUGACUUGCCAGCAGGGGGCUCCUUCAGGUUCAGGGUGGCAUGCGUCAAUAAAGCUGGCCAGGGCCCCUACAGCAACCUGUCAGAGCUAGUGAGCCUGAGUGCUCCAGAACCAGCUAAAUCCACUACUCCUGUAGUGGUGAAGACUGUCCCUGCAACUCUUCCUCCUGUCCCUGUGGUGAUGAUGUCGUCCAUGAAAGUGCCUCCCAUUAAACCAGCUCUGAGUAAAUCCGCUACGGUAACGCCUGUCCCGCCCUCAACUUCAGCUCCGGCUCCACCUGUGGCUAGCCCUGCUCCUGCAGUAACCGUCAAACCCACUGUGCAGGUCGAUGUUAGCCGCCCCGCUGUUACUCCGCCCGUUAGCACAGCUCCCUCGGGAAAAGCUCCCGUUCAGACGGCCGCAGCUGUCCAAGUCACGGCAGCCAAAGCCAAGACAACCAUUAACAUCAGCGUUGGCAAACCCCAAACCAAAUUGGGGCCUCCCCCCCCUGUCCCACCCAAACCUCGAAGUCCUGUAAAUGCAGUCCCUCAAAUAACCAACAAAUCUCCAUCUCCCGCACCAGCACCCGCGCCUGUCAUCGGUAAACCUAUUUCGUCUGUUCCGAUGUACGUGCCGGCUCUGACCGCGCGGGCUACUCCGCCUUCUCAAUCUAGUUCCACCCCGACAACCACCACCAUUACAGUCACUCCUGUGACUGUCUCAGUACCCGUGGCUGUCUCGCGGCCCGUGGUGGUGGUGGUGCAGAGCUUGACGCCACUUCUGCAGGUAGGGGACAGCCGGAGCAUCCCCUCCGGAUGGGUCACCCCGACCGGACGGGUCACGCCGUCAGGACGGGCCACACCUUCGGGCCGCAGGACGCCAUUGGGAAAGCCCGGAGAGGGAUCUCUGCGCCAGGGAGUUCCACAGAAGCCUUACACCUUCAUGGAUGAGAAAGCAAGGGGUCGGUUCGGUGUGAUCCGUGAGUGCCGGGAAAACGCCACAGGCAACCUCUUCAUGGCUAAGAUCGUUCCAUAUGAGGCAGACAGCAAGCAGAUGGUGCUGCAGGAGUACGACAUCCUCAAGUCCCUUCAUCACGACAGGAUCAUGGCUCUGCAUGAAGCUUACGUCACCCCGCGCUACCUGGUGCUCAUCUCCGAGUACUGCAGUGGGAAGGAGCUUCUCUUCAGCCUCAUAGACAGGUUCCGUUACUCAGAGGAUGAUGUGGUGACCUACAUUGUGCAGAUCCUCCAGGGUCUGGACUACCUCCACACCCGACGCAUCCUCCACCUGGACAUCAAGCCAGAGAACGUCGUCAUCACCUACAUGAACGUCAUCAAGAUCAUUGACUUCGGCAGCGCUCAGACUUACAACCCCCUCUUCCUCAAGCAGUUCAGCCCUCCUAUCGGAACACUGGAGUAUAUGUCUCCAGAGAUGUUGAAAGGGGAUGUUGUGGGUCCUCCAGCUGACAUCUGGAGCGUGGGCGUACUGACUUUCAUCAUGUUGAGCGGCAAGUCGCCUUUCAUUGAAAAUGAUCCUCAGGAGACGGAAGCCAGGAUCCAGGCGGCAAAGUUUGACGUCUCUAAGCUCUACCAGAAUGUGUCCCAAAGUGCCUCUCUGUUUCUUAAAAAGAUCCUCUGUAGCUACCCUUGGGCCCGUCCCUCCAUUAAGGACUGCUUCAAUAACUCCUGGCUUCAAGAUGCCUACCUGAUGCGCCUUCGCAGGCAGACGCUCACCUUUACAACUACCCGUCUCAAGGAAUUCUUGGCCGACCAGCAGCACAGGCGAGAGGAGGUGGCCACCAAGCACAAAGUCCUCCUGCGGUCUUACCAGAGCUCGCCACAAACCCCCACCAGCCCCGCCACGCCAACUGUGCCAGCUUCAGCCCCCACACCUGUCACCCAGUGAAAAAACAGGCUUCCAAACACCAGGUGUCCGGACUUAACGGGCGUGGAGGAACAUCCUCGGAGCGAGACAAGACUUUGGGCCGUGAGGUGGGGUGGUCCCUUCAGGUUUGAGUUGUUGAACGUAGUCGGGCGAAAAAACAAACAAAAAAAAACACACUCAAGAAACCAGCAGUGGCUGUGGUCUACGGAGACGUCACUUCUUUUUCUUUUGUUGUUCUUAAAGUGAAUCUAAAAGAACGAUUUCACGCUUAAGGGAACUCUUACAAAGUUACAAGAGCCUGAGUAUUUUUUUACAUGGCGGACCUUGUUCAUACAAGGCAGGAUGUCCUCUUCAAGUUAGUACCUCAAGGUUUGUAACUUUGCAUACAUUUUUGGAUAAACUACUUCCUUUCUUACUGUCAACUCUCCAAUGAUUCGAGGGAAUGCAUUAUCAGUACGCUGUAGUAACCCUCCACGGAAGGCCUAAAACUGCUGUAGUAGAGUUUUGAUGUUAAAAAACAUAGUUAUUCACGAGAUUCCAAAAUGAUGAGUACUGCACAAUUUUAAAACAAGGAGGGCAGAAACAAUUGUUGCCUUUUCCACAGCAACACUCUGCUUUAUCCGUCUGUAGUUUCAUAUUCAAAUGUGUCCUGACCAGAUGUUCAUUCUACGAUGAUCCACACCCUUAAUCCAACUUGUUUGUGCUACAGUACCAGAGUUUUUGUAGCAUUUCAAUGAUUGUCAAGAUUGUAGCAGUUCCAGUUACUUCUUUUUGUUCUGAGUUUUUUUUAAAUAUAGAGUUCGGGGGAGACAUCGGAGGAUUCUCUACAAGGGCUAAUAGAAAAGGACUCUUACAAUUAUCACAAAUUUCCUCCCCAACGUUACUUAACAUAGUAAUGACAAGUAAUGAUCCGCUCAUUCUCAAAAUCACAAUUUUGUUUUGGAAUUUGUUAUUAGAUCACCAUUUCUGCUCCACAUGACAAUGUGCACAGCACCAGUGGCUCCACGCAGGACGGUCACUGUGAUUGGUGGUUGGCAGGCACUAGCUCCUUCAACACCAGUAAGCUAACAGCCAGCACAUUGGCUUCCAGUUCAGCUUCCACUCAGCCCAGUGUGAAGGAUCCACUGGCUCUCAUCUCUGAGUUGACUAAAAAGACGUUUGCCGAGUCAAGUGAGUCCGCGUGUUCCUAGAACACUGAAUCACGUUAGAAACCCACUGAUGAUACUGGGGCGCCUCCAUGUGCCCUUAACCUGUUAGCAUGGACCGACAGAAGCAGAGACGGGUCGUUGAUGUUCAUGAUCAGUGCUCGAGAUCUAUUCUUUAUGUAAAGAGCGGAGGUAGGCACCGUGACGUAACCCUUUGGUUUGUGGACUAGUUUUGAAGCCACAAGUUCCUGUCACACAUGACAGCAACACCUAUGGCUCUGCACUUAGGAUUUGUUAGCAACAAAAAUAAAGAAUAACACCAUCAUUUAACCUUGUCUCUGAAUAAUGUGUAAGUGCAGAUUAGCUGUAGUGACAUGACUUAUAUUACCCUGUACAUAGUAGAUCAAAUACAGAACUCGCUGCAGUGAUGAUGUACCUGCUAAUUAUCCCAAUAUUGCAAGAAAGCAACCUCUUUUGUUUUCUGCCUUAGGAAACAUUUUUGUUACACAUUUAUUAUGUUUGAAUGGAUUUACACACACGAUGAGUCGCUUAGCUCCAGCAGCAUGGGGGUACUCAGGUAUGUUAGUGCUUGGCUGUGUGUCAGGAUAAGGUGUAGCCAAAUGAUUUCAGUUGUUCCUGGCUGUCACUGCCACGACGGAUCCCAGAUGUUGAUGCUGUUCCAAGCCACCUGCUCAUACCCCCCUCACCAGCCCACCUGAUGUGGUUGCAUGAGGUACUUUAUCCAGAGUCAAGCUACUCAUGCAUGAGCGGAAGCGUUUAUACUCUGUGCGCUGUUUCGUUGCAUUAUUCUCCGAAACGCCAGAGGGCAUACAAACUAAAUUAAUUGUAAAAAAAAAAUGGACAACAAGUGUAACUCAGAUAUGCCAUAGACUGUAAUAACCUGCAAAAUGCAUUAAACCGACCUCCACAAUGGCGAAAGAGAUUGUAAUGAUCGGUAACCUCUUAUCUCAUAAUCAUGGACUCUACUUUACUGCCUUUGUACAAGACCUGUAAAGAAGUCAAGUAUUACAUGCAUUAUAAAGAAACAAAGGUUGAAUAUCUUGUAAACAAUUUCAUUUGGCUGCAAAAUAUUUACUCAAAUAAAGAUUUUUAAGAUCUCCUGUCUCCAAAGCAUUUAAAAGUGAAUUGGCCUUCUUUGUAUAACGGCUAGACAUGUAAAUAGUGUUUUUAUCAGCAAACUGCGGGCCUCGCACCGGCUUCACAGGGCUGAGUAUAAACUAAGCUUCAGUGUAUUACCUGCAUUCAUUUUACACUGUUAGCGCUGUUAACUUCCAGCCGCCGGCUCAGCCGUUGCCAUGUUGAGAGCUGUGGGGAGGCACUAGACACACUCUGAAUAUUUUAUGUAGCACCGUUUUCAAUGAUGCUGGUUUGACAGAAAUUAUUAUUUAAUAUAUAUAUAAAAAUGAGACAAAAAGGACAGUUACCUCUCGUCCACUCUGUGAGGUGAGAGCCUGGUAGACAUGGAAGACGAUGCCAAAAUUGUACGCAGGUGCGUUUCUAGGAUUCAAAGAAAGGGGGGGCUUAGCCCCAAGGGGAGCGUGUCAUGUUUGCGCGCGUGGGGGCCUAUUUGGGGCCUCGAAAAUCCAUUGUUUCAGACAGUUCAUAGAUUGGUUCAAUCAGAGAGUGUGAUUUUGAAAUGGAAGGCACCCAAUGCAUUCACUAUAAUCAAGUCAAACUAGGAUUACAAUGUACAGAGAAAAACACUACAGGACUAGAUCCGGACAGGACUUUCCGCUUUGACAUGAUUUUAAUCAGUCUGAAGUAGGGCUGGUCGGUAUACCGGUUCAACCGGUAUACCGGUUUUAAUUUCCCGUAUGAUAUGAAUUUU